Molecule: messenger RNA, 888 nt
Organism: Cydia amplana
Lineage: Eukaryota; Metazoa; Arthropoda; Insecta; Lepidoptera; Tortricidae
Exons: 1
Coding region: 1-888 (295 amino acids)
Source: RefSeq, a predicted model, not a curated record
AUGACCGAUCAACAUAAUGAGAACGUGUCAAUGGACGACAUGUCGAUUGAAUUAAAUGACAAAACCUCGCCAGACUUUGUAACAAAAAGGCAACAAAAACAGGAAAGACAGUCAGAUAACAUAACUAUAACAGAUUUUAAUGAGUUUAAAGAGGAGAUGAGAAAUUUAAUUAGGUACUAUUCUGGCUGUCAGCAGAAAGAUAUCUCCGACUUGAAAGACACUGUCAAAGACAUAAGACAUUCAACCAACAAUAUAGAAGCUUCUUUGGAUGACUUACACCUGGAGAAUCAAGAGCUGAGAAAACAAAUUACUGAACUUGAAAACCACAUAAAGGAAGACAGGGAGCACAUAGCAUUCUUGGAAGAAAAAUUGGAUGAAAUGCAAUGUAUGAGCCGGAAAAGCAACUUUGAAAUUAAAAAUGUCCCCAGGAAGGAAAAUGAGAGCAAGCAGGACUUAGUUGAAAUGGUCACUACCUUGUCAGAAACCAUUGAUUGCAAGGUCACAAAAAGUGACAUAAAUGAUAUUUACAGGGUUCGUUAUAAAAACUCCGCUCAGAAAAACGCACCGAUUGUAGUUGAGACCAACUCCACCCUGUUGAAAAACGAUUUCCUUAAAAUGGCAAAGUCAUAUAAUGUAAGGAAUAAAUCCAAACUAUGUGCUAAGCAUUUAGGACUUAAAACUCAGGAAGACACACCUAUAUUCCUCUCUGAAAACCUUACCUCUAAGGCAGCGCGCCUGCAUUUCUUGGCUCGUGACUUGUCCAGGUCCAAGAACUAUAAAUAUUGCUGGACGUCGUACGGUAAAGUGUAUGUCCGGAAAAGCGAUCAAUCGCCAAUUAUCCUGAUAAAACAUGAGGAUCAAGUACAUCACUUACUACAAGGAGAUUGA